ACCCUGGGCUGGAAGGCUAUUUUGAAAAGUAGCCCCCUCUUUUUCUCACUCUCUCUUGGACAGAAACACACAUGCACACACAGCUGCUCGAAACCAUGGUAGAAGAUGACGGAUACAGUUGUCGCAGAGGGUCAAGUCAAGUUUAGAGAUGGAAAAAAGUGGAAGACUCGAUGGGUUGUUCUUCAGAAGCCCUCCCCAGUCGCAGACUGCUUGACUUUACUUGUGUGUAAAGAGAAGAAGAAAGGGAAAAGCAACGGACACAAGGAGAGGCUCAAUGUAACACUGGAGGGGAUUUGUGGUGUAGAGCCAGGGCCUGGGUACGAUGGUGUACCCUACACUCUGUCCAUCCUCUGCCAGGCAAGAACACUCAUCCUGGGCUUUAGAAACAGAGACGCAAUGCUGGCCUGGGAUGCCAGGAUCCGCUACAGCUUAGGCGAAGUCCACAGAUUCCUUGUCAGUGUGGAACCAGGCACCCAGCUGGAUAGUGGUCCUGCCAACCUUCAUCUUUGCAACAACCAGUUGGUCCUCAGCAGAGGCCUGCCUCCGGUUGUUAUCGGUUACUGGCUGCUUUCGGCGCUGCGUCGUUAUGGAGCUGUACCAAAUGGCUUUGUGUUUGAAGGAGGGACACGCUGUGGAAUCUGGGCCGGUGUUUUCUUCCUAUCAUGUUCAGAAGGGGAGCAGAUCAGCUUCUUGUUUGAUUGCAUUGUUCGUGGAAUCGCCCCCAGCCGGGCCUUGUAUGGCAUGCCACCUAACCAGCCAGAUCCAGAUGCAGACCCUGCAUCAGCAGAGAAACGCAUCAGUCAGGAGACGUCUGACCUGGAGAAGAGGCUCAGCAUGUUGUCUCAGUGCAGUCUGGCCAGUAGCUCAUCCUCCACCUAUAGCUGCAGCACUUCUGUUGCCGGGGACGACCACAGCAUCUCCAGCUCCUCAUCCAGUCAGUCAGAUGCAAGCUAUGGAGGCCGGUUUCCGUUUUGGGUGGAGCCAUCGGCCCGAUUGCAUCUUUCCAAUGAGAUGGCAUCAAGUUCCUCCACACUGAAGGCUUUGACCCGGUCAGAUGACAGACUGUAUGGGGCUUUAAGGGAGGGCUUAGUGGGCCGUCAAUCUUCAAUGCAGUCCCAGCCUUGUGGGCUCAAUGACUGCGACCGGCAGAGCUCUUUAGACAGUGGGAUUGGAAUAGCAGCAGGCAGUCAGUCGUCUUAUUCAGGGAGCUAUUCCUCAUGCAAUGGGAGUCUGGACAUGGCCAGUCAAGCAGGAGGAGAAGAUCGUGAUGGUGCAGCCGUCCCUCCUACUCUCCUCAAUCCCCCAUUUUCACCUCCAUCUACACCCCCUUCCUCACCUUUUCAGCUCCUGAUUACUCAGGAGCAUAACUGCCAAUCCAGAUGUGCCUCUCAAACAUCUCGCAAGCGCAGUGAGGAGUACCAGAUCCCAGGCCUACUCAGACGGUGGUACGAUACACCCAGGAGUCUCCUUCAGGCCCUGACACUUAGGGAGCCGUCUGCUAAGAAAGGCACAACAGACCUGGGCAGCAACACCAGCACAGAUAGAGGCUGUAGUCAGGAACAGAUGUUAAGGAACGGCCCCAGAAACCGCAGGGCUCAGUGUCAGCUGAUGAUGCAGCGCUCACUCUCCUGGGGCAGUGAGUGGGCGCCCCCUGUGGACAGUGAGGGAAGGUCCACACCCACGGCUCAGGCAGCCCCUGCUGGCUCGGUCUCUGGAAAACUGCAGGGUAACGGCUCUUCAUUAACAGAUCUUUCUCCUUCCUUUUCUAUAAAAACACAAGACUCCUGUACAAAAGAGAAACUCUGGGAUAGUGAGGAUGUUGUUAAACUCAAAGAUCAGAGAAGGAUGCUGUCUUGUUCACCACCCUCAGUUCCCCCUCCGCCUCCUCCUCUAACGCUGGGUUCUCUCAGAACAUCGUCAGCAUUUGCUUUCAUCCCAUCUGUUCAAGAAUGUCAUCGGUCUCCAUCCUCUGACCUUCACACAGACUAUAGUUAUAACUACGUUAGAAUCCCUAACUCUGCCCUUGAACACACGACCAAAGAGCUGAAGCUACACAGCUCCCCUCAUCAGUCUGGUCCAUACGAAGCUGAGAGACAUGACGUCCUGCAGCUCUACAGACACAAGGAUGACUCCAUCAGGUACGCCCACCUCGACGUUGCUCCCAUGGAAACGGCUCAAAGUGUGGGGGUGGAGCAUGUUCAGGGCAGAGAGGACAGGCUGACUCAGCUGGAGAGCAGGUGGCGGGGGCCACCAAGCUGACUCUGCCACGCCAAACUCCAAAAGCACUUCAGAGCAGUUUCCUACUGCAGCUUCCCUCCCGUCCCCUCCUCCGAAUGAGCAGGAAAAGCUGCCUGCAAUCGGCCAUUUGAACCUCUGCUGUAAUCAAGCACACCCACAGGUUCUCCAGCGUGCUGUCAUUUCCACAAGCAAUCCAUUCCACUGCAAGUAUGAUAGUGUGUGGGUCGUCUUUAUGCUGCUGCUAUCUUGUUAAAUGUAAUUUGUUUAUGAAUUAGUGUUUGUCUUGGACAGAAUGCACUUAUAACUGUGUUUUUACAUGACUGGUGCUUCAGUAAAAUCUGACUUAAUUAGGAAGGAAUGGCACCAAAGUCAUGGUUGAUUUAGACAACAAACAGCUAUUUGGAAAUGAUUUAGACAUUUACAAACAGCCAUUGUUUGGGUUUGUAGCAAGAUGUGAUCUCACAAUGAGAUCAACACCCCUAUGUUUAGUUAAACCAACAGUUGAGUGUAAUAGUCCCAUCUCAUAGAGCUAUCAUUCCACAUCAAAGCAGCAAAGCGCUCUGUUGAAAUAAGCGGCUUAGAGUUGGAUCUCCAUUGCAAAUGACAUUAAUCUGAGCCCGUGUGGGCUGAGCAGGACACAUAGCCGAGUUAUCAGCCGGCCGCUGACAUUAUUCAUCUUAGAAAUCAAUGCUUCUGCUGCAGCGGCUCUCUGAGGGAAAGCACCAAUGAUGGAAAAGGACAAUUUGAGG
Molecule: messenger RNA, 2987 nt
Organism: Cyprinodon variegatus (sheepshead minnow)
Lineage: Eukaryota; Metazoa; Chordata; Actinopteri; Cyprinodontiformes; Cyprinodontidae
Product: protein Dok-7-like
Exons: 12
Coding region: 106-2259 (717 amino acids)
Biological process (GO): positive regulation of protein tyrosine kinase activity; neuromuscular junction development
Molecular function (GO): protein kinase binding
Source: RefSeq, a predicted model, not a curated record